This is a messenger RNA of Brassicogethes aeneus, 1523 nucleotides long. Lineage: Eukaryota; Metazoa; Arthropoda; Insecta; Coleoptera; Nitidulidae. The record is from the annotation of a GenBank genome assembly.
GAAAGUUUUGCUGCUAUCUUCAUUGUAAAACUGAACAAAUCAGAUGGAAAUGACAGAAAGAAAUUACUCAGAAUAAAAACCUAAAAAUAUGUGAUAACUAAAAAGGAAUAAUGGCAGAGGAUAAAGUGUUUGUAUCAUUUACAUGCCAAAGAUGUUCGCAGGCUCUUCGACUGGACGAAUCGUUGAACUCAUUUACAGAACACAUAUCUGCUGAAUUGAACAUACCCAUACAUUCCAAUCCAGAUGUGGACUUGGAGUCUCAGGCCACCAGUUUUGACCAUUAUGUGCCUCCAUAUAGGCUGUCAGAUUCUGGUAAUGGAGUAAAUGGGUUUAUGUUGAUUUCUGAUGAAAAUGAAGCAGAAGUUCAUAGUAAUAGAUUUAAGAUCCAUGAAGCAUUGUUUGAUACAAUCUCAGGAAAUUCUAACAUAGAUCAUCCACUUUGUGAUGAAUGUACAGAUUAUUUGAUAGAUAUACUGGAAAAUCAAAUAAAAAUAACCCAAAAUGAUUUUGAUGAUUACCAGCAAUAUUAUAAAAUGCUAUUACAAAAUGAUUCCAAUGAACCCAAGUUGAAUGAGCUUCAAAAAGAAUUGAAUGAUCUUUUAGAAGAACAAAAUCGUUAUUUGGAAGAAAUGGAAGCUUUUGAGAAGGAAGAAAUUGAUUUACUGAAUGAAAUAAAGAAACAAGAAGAAAUAUCCAAAAAAAUAUCUUCUGAGGAAGAGAAAUAUUAUCAAGAAUACACUAAACAUCGCCGCUCCUUAGUUUCUACAGAGGAAGAUGCUAGAAGUCUGGAUACUCAAUUAAAUCUGGCUAAUACCCAUCUAGAUAAACUUAAAAACACCAAUGUUUUUAAUGCCACUUUUCAUAUUUGGCAUAAAGAACAUUUUGGAACAAUCAAUGGCUUUUGCCUGGGCCGGCUUCCCUCUGCCCCUGUUGAUUGGUCUGAAAUUAACGCAGCCUGGGGCCAAACUUCACUGCUCCUCUCAGCACUAGCCAGAAAAAUUAAUUUAACCUUUGAAAGAUACAAAUUGGUGCCAUACGGUAAUCAUUCUUACAUUGAAGUAAUUGGUGAACAAAAAGAACUGCCACUGUACGGUUCUGGAGGAUUCAGAUUUUUGUGGGACACCAAGUUUGAUCAUGGAAUGGUGGCUUUUCUCGAUUGUUUAUCGCAAUUCCAGGAAAAAGUUGAGCAAAUGGAAAAACCCACCAAAAUGUUUUGUUUUCCCUAUAGGACAAAUAAAGGGAAAAUAGAGGAUAAAGAUGCUAGCUACUCAAUAAAGAUCCAAUUAAAUUCUGAAGAACAAUGGACAAAAGCUUUAAAAUUCAUGUUGACCAACCUAAAGUGGGGUCUGGCUUGGCUUGCUUCCCAGUUCAAUAGUGAUGGGGAGGAAAUUCUACAAAAUGAUUCUUAAAUUUAUUUACCAUUUUAAUCAUUGUUAUUAUACAUAUUUAAUUUUGUUUAUAAAAUGACUGAUUGAAUUUGUUGUAUUAAUUGAAAAUAAAAUUAGUACCUUGAUAGUAUAUUU